CCGACAACCCUGUCCCAUGUUCAGCUGUCAUGUGAUAUUCGCUGCUCGAGAAAAAGUUUCGUGAUCGCAUUGUCCAUCCUUUUAUUUUUUAUUUUGCCUUAAACCACACAGAACCGUUCAUUUGAGCCUGCAAAAUGGUUUCCGAGUGGGUGCCACCGAUCGUUAUCACCAGCAUUUGGGCCUUUAUUGGCAUCAUCUGUCCCUUCUUCGCUCGAGGUCCCAACAAGGGGGUGACUCAAUGCUGCCUUAUGCUGACCGCUGUCACCUGCUGGCUGUUCUGGCUCUGCUGUUACAUGACCCAGCUGAACCCCCUGAUCGGCCCCAAACUAUCUAUGAACGAAAUCAUGAUUAUGGCCAGGGAGUGGGGCAACCCCAUUAAGGACACAAUGGAUGUCGUCGUUUAAUCGUUUUCUUAUCACCUGUUUUGUUAUCGUUUACCUUGAAUGCUCUUGCAUUCUGUAUUAUUAAUUUCAAUUUAAUUGUCGAAGCAUAAAAUAAAUUGUAUCAAAGUUAUAGAAAACAAAAACCAAAUUUACAAAAAUCCAACGAUAAUACAUAUACAUACAUAUAUAUUUGUGAUGCACUUUUGUAAUUUCAUAAAUAUGCCUUGAUAUUUUGGACCAGCAUUCCCAAUAAAUCAAACUGAACAAAGUGUUCUUAAAUAAACAUUAAAAUAUA
Messenger RNA from Drosophila ananassae, 678 nucleotides. RefSeq names its product V-type proton ATPase subunit e (gene VhaM9.7-b). Gene Ontology annotation, cellular component: plasma membrane proton-transporting V-type ATPase complex; proton-transporting V-type ATPase, V0 domain. Gene Ontology annotation, molecular function: proton-transporting ATPase activity, rotational mechanism. The record is from RefSeq and is a predicted model, not a curated record. The transcript has 3 exons. Lineage: Eukaryota; Metazoa; Arthropoda; Insecta; Diptera; Drosophilidae. The coding region runs from base 135 to 404 and encodes 89 amino acids. Gene Ontology annotation, biological process: proton transmembrane transport.